AUGCAUAGUAGUCGAUUAAUUCACAAAUCAAACACUGAUGACAUUAAUGUACUUUCACACUACAAUCUGUCUUUUCAAUGGAGAAUCAAUCAAAUCGAUCAUGAUGUAAUACCUAAAACAAUAAAAUUUUCGUGCAAUAAUAUAUCUGUUCCAAACGCGUCAGAUUCAGAUCUUGCUAGUGUAUUACACAAAAUAUAUUCCCCUAUCAGUAAAACAUCUGUUCAAAAAUACCCACUGAGAUAUAGCCUGGAAGAAAAUAGACUUGAGAAAUUAUAUGAUUCAUUGGGUGUGAAUAAGACAGUGAAGACGUUUCUCAAAUAUGGGCAUCGUACAAUUUUUAGACCAAUGGACUUUUCAAAAUGUCAUGCUUCGAAAUGUGCAGUUAUCACUGACAUGAACAGAUGGCGAGAAGCUGAUGCACUUAUAUUGACAGAAGAUAAAGUGCCAAAUGGAAUUCGACCUCCAGAGCAAUUAUGGUUUAGUUUAAUAGAAGAGUCGCCUGUACAUAUUGCUAUGGCAGGUACACUGGAAAAACUUCGCUACUGGGAAAUCAAAAAAGUUGCAUGGUUUGUGAGUAACUGUAUACCGAAAAGUCCAAGAAUGCAAUACGCCAAAGAACUUUCACGACAUAUCCCGCUUGAUAUUUAUGGUCAGUGUGGCACGUUAUCCUGUCCAAAGUAUAAUCCGACUUUUACCUCAUCAAUUAGUUGCUUGAAAAUGAUUCGCGAAAAUUACAAGUUUUAUUUGAGCUUCGAAAAUAGUUUGUGCAGUGAAUACAUAACAGAGAAGUUGUAUAAAAAUGCAUUGAAAAACGAUCUACUUCCAAUUGUGAUGGGUGCAUCGAUAGAGGAAUAUGAGAGAGUCGCUCCUCCAUACUCGUUCAUUCACGUUGAUCAAUUCGAAUCACCAGGUAAACUGGCAGAAUAUUUGAAGUAUUUGGACAAGAACGAUACUGCAUAUAAUGAAUAUUUUGCAUGGCACGGUCAUGGAAUCAUACAUGAUUACGAUGCCCAACCUCAAUGUGCAAUGUGUCUGCUAGCUCAUACAUCUCAUUCAUUUGGUCCAUAUUGGGUUUCGAGUGUAGCACGAUGGUGGAAUGAUGGAUGUAAUGGUCGGAAAUUGCGUUGGAAUCCAUGA
Schistosoma mattheei is the source of this 1137-nucleotide messenger RNA. NCBI's taxonomy places the organism in Eukaryota, Metazoa, Platyhelminthes, Trematoda, Strigeidida, Schistosomatidae. The record is from the annotation of a GenBank genome assembly.